CUCUUCUUUCUCUCUCUGGCCCUUCUUCCAUUUAAGGCUCUCUCUCUUCCUUUGUUCACUCCCACUGCUUCCUCGCCAAGCAAAGCACAGGACCCCUCUCUCCUCUCCUCUCGUCUCAUCAAUGGAGCGCUCCUCUCGGCCCGAGAACCUCCCCUCCGCCCGCAAGCACGCCGUCGAGGAGCUCCUCCGCGGCCAGGAGUCCGCCAAGCAGCUCCGGGAUCUCUUCAUGAAGGUCUUCUCUCAAGCCGCCGCCGCCGCCGGCGGGGACGACGGCGGUGAUGGAGACGGCGGCGCGCGGCACCCGGCGUCGGCUGAGGAUCUGGUGGUCAAGGUCCUCCGGUCGUUCGACAACACCCUGUCGCUGCUGAGCCGCGCCGAGCCCGACGAGGUGUCGCAGGUGCCGGUCAGGGCCUGCGCCGUCAAGUCCGAGGACUCCGAGGAGAGCAGCAAGACCUCGGUCCCCAGAGACCGCCGCGGAUGCUACAAGAGAAGAAAGACUUCGGAUACACAGAUAAGGAUGGAUCAUAAUUUGAUUGACGACGGGCACCAGUGGAGGAAAUAUGGCCAGAAAGCGAUUCUUAACUCGGAGUUCCCAAGGAACUACUUCAGGUGUACUCACAAGAUCGACCAAGGUUGUCUAGCGACCAAACAGGUCCAAAAGGUACAGGACGCUCCGCCCCUCUAUAGGACCAUAUACCAGGGCCAACACACCUGCAAGAACCUCAUCCUGAAAUCCCCCUCCCUCAUCCUGGACUCGCCGAGCCCUGGGGACUCCUCCAUCCUCGUCAGCUUCAACACCAGCCUCCCUCCCAAGCAAGACGACAACAACAACAGCAGCAGCAACCCCUUCUCCUCUUCGACUUUCCCGUCGGUGAAGCACGAGCCGAAGCUGCCCGGCGAGGAUGAUCUGAAACCCCGGGGCGGCGGUGGCGGCUGCCAGGACGAUGAGAGCUACUACAACAACAACAACAACAACAACAACCACCAGUCCGAGUCAUCGGACUACUACGCAGUGUUCGAAUCGGCCGGGGAGAUCUCGGCCCUGUCGUCAGAUCAAGGGGAUGUGAUGUCCAGUUCUCAUAGCUUCGACAUGAUUGUGGGUUCUGAAUUUGAUAGUCUGCUGGAAUUUGUUCAAUGUUAAUCUUGGUUUAGCUUUUUCUUUUUCCAAAAUUUGAGGGGUGCUUGCUUAGUUUAGUUUCCUUGUACAGUACAUGUCCGAUGUAGCAGUCUGUUUAGGAAAGGCACAAGGAGCCAAAUAAUUGCUAGUGUAAUGAUAUCUAUGUUGUGGAACAUAUUUUGUGACUAAACGCAUGGGGUUUUUGUCUA
Eucalyptus grandis is the source of this 1326-nucleotide messenger RNA. Its product is annotated as probable WRKY transcription factor 70. Lineage: Eukaryota; Viridiplantae; Streptophyta; Magnoliopsida; Myrtales; Myrtaceae. Gene Ontology annotation, molecular function: DNA-binding transcription factor activity; sequence-specific DNA binding. Gene Ontology annotation, biological process: regulation of DNA-templated transcription. The transcript has 3 exons. Bases 122 to 1141 code for a protein of 339 amino acids. The record is from RefSeq and is a predicted model, not a curated record.